Messenger RNA from Cajanus cajan (pigeon pea), 1809 nucleotides. RefSeq names its product Paxneb protein-like protein (gene ELO1). Lineage: Eukaryota; Viridiplantae; Streptophyta; Magnoliopsida; Fabales; Fabaceae. Gene Ontology annotation, cellular component: elongator holoenzyme complex; transcription elongation factor complex; cytoplasm. The record is from RefSeq and is a predicted model, not a curated record. Gene Ontology annotation, biological process: tRNA wobble uridine modification.
GCAUAAACAAGUUAGCAUGAUAGUUCUGAAAGGACCUUCAAGACUCGAACAUAUAACUCCAUUGAACGAGAAACUCAAAUUCGGAAUCUAAGCAAAUUGUGCAAAAGUAGCAGAAACUCCCUCGCUUUGAAGAUUCAAACUUCGAACCCAUUGGGUGGACCCACAUAAACAUGUACUCUUUGCUUCCUCAGGUUUAAAGUGGCAUAUUAUAAAGAAUUGAUGCAGAAUGGCUGCAACCAGGGCUCGAGUUAGUAGCUUCUCUCGCAAUGUAUCAACUGCAACAUCUCAGAAUCCUGGACUUAAGCAUGGCCCUAAUGGGACUAUGUUCAUUUCAUCUGGGAUUCCAGAUUUGGACAAGAUCUUAGGUGGUGGAUUUUCUCUGGGUAGCCUUGUCAUGGUUAUGGAAGAUGCAGAAGCACCACAUCAUAUGCUUAUAUUGAGAAAUUUUAUGUCUCAAGGGCUUGUGCAAAAACAGCCACUCUUGUAUGCUAGUGCAUCUAGAGAGCCUAAAAGAUUUCUUGGUACUUUGCCUAGUCCAGCGUCACUCAAAGGAGAUAAAUCUUCAGAUCUUAGCCAUGAAAAAGAUCUAAGAAUUGCUUGGCAAUACAAGAAGUACUUUGGUGAGCCUCAGCUAAAUCUCAACACUAAUAAUGGUGGUCAGCAUGAUUAUUGUAAUGAUUUUGACUUGAGAAAGCCACUGGACCGGCAAUUUUUUAGUGGCAGCAAUGUAGAUUGUGUUAGCAUCAACGAUUCUCCAAACCUUACUGCUCUUCAAGAUCACUGUGCUGGAUUUCUAGCUAAAUUCUCAAGAAAUGAAGGCAGCAUUCCCUCUGCUGGUCGUAUUGCAAUUCAAUCAUUCUGUUCUCCACAAUGCAAGUAUUCAAAUGAGGAGUGGCAUAUGCUUUCCUUUAUUAGGUCCCUAAAGGGCAUGGUCCGGUCUUCAAACGCUGUUGUUGUUGUAACCUUUCCACCUUCACUUCUUUCUCCAUCUUGCUCAAAAAGAUUGCAGCAUAUGGCAGACACCUUGCUUUCUGUCAAAGCCAUUCCAGAUGAAGACAAGGAACUGGCAAAACUCCUCACUGGUUACCAGGAUAUGAUUGGGCUUUUAAAUGUACACAAAGUUGCACGGUUAAAUACACAGGUUCCUGUGAUUCUGGAGGCCACAACAUUCUCACUAAAAUUACACAAACGGAGGUUUUUGGUUUUAGAAUGUCUAAAUCAAGCCCCAGUUGACGGUUCAAGUGGGAGCUCAUAUGGCACAUCUGGUGGUUGUUCUGGGUCAACUAAAACUGGACCACUUGAUUUUUAGAUUAUACCUUAUUUAUAACUGAAGAUUUAGCAAUAGUGAGUCAAGCUCGAUAUUUUUCUUAGUGCUUGAAAUGCAGUCUUCUAAAUUUUGUUACCCCUUUGUCCUUUUGAUAAUCAACUGGUUUCACUAUUGGUUCAUCUGCAAUGUACAGAUAUUUUCUUUAAAAGACAGUGUAACAGUGAGACCCUCGGCAUGGAAGGAGUUAUACCUUCCGGUUAUGCCAAAAAAAAAAAAAAGAAAAAAAAGACGAGAUCCUGAAGAAUUUUGUCUGGUUGCACAACCAUGUGACACAUAACACUAAAGGACAAUUUAACAUUUGUAGUUCAGGGUUGUCGUGCCAUGGUGAAUGGGAAUCUGGACUACCUGGUAUUAAGUUUCCAUAUAAGGUGUAUGUGUAUAUGAUCCACUGGAUAAAUCCUUAUAUUUGGUGCAAUUUGACGAGUUGGCCACACUCAAUUGUACACAUGCCCAUGUAUACAUGUGCAAUAAGUAUUAUCUGA